Messenger RNA from Phodopus roborovskii (desert hamster), 2541 nucleotides. It is a transcript of the gene Rap1gds1, whose product is annotated as Rap1 GTPase-GDP dissociation stimulator 1. The transcript has 15 exons. Gene Ontology annotation, molecular function: guanyl-nucleotide exchange factor activity; protein binding. Gene Ontology annotation, cellular component: cytosol. NCBI's taxonomy places the organism in Eukaryota, Metazoa, Chordata, Mammalia, Rodentia, Cricetidae. Gene Ontology annotation, biological process: positive regulation of GTPase activity. The record is from RefSeq and is a predicted model, not a curated record. The coding region runs from base 189 to 2012 and encodes 607 amino acids.
GCUCGUCCCCGCCGCGGCCGCGCCGCCCGCAGCCGCCGCAGCCGCUGCUCCUCCCCGGCGGCCGCCCCCCGCGGGUCCCUCCCUGGCUGCGGGAGACGCGGAGGUAGAGGGAGGACGCCGCCGCCCGCACCCGCGCCCGCACCCUUCGCCUCGCCCUGCCCCGCCGGUCCUCACUCUGUGGGAGGACCAUGGAUAAUCUCAGUGACACCUUAAAGAAACUGAAGAUCACAGCUGCUGACAGGACAGAAGAUUGUUUAGAAGGAUGCUUGGAUUGUCUGCUUCAAGCCUUGGCUCAAAAUAACACAGAAACAAGUGAAAAAAUACAAGGAAGUGGAAUACUUCAGUUGUUUGCAAAUCUGUUGACGCCACAGUCUUCCUGCACAGCCAAAGUAGCCAACAUCAUAGCAGAAGUAGCCAAAAAUGAAUUUAUGCGAGUUCCCUGUGUCGAUGCCGGGUUGAUUUCACCACUGGUACAGCUGUUACAUAGCAAAGACCAGGAAGUGCUGCUUCAAACGGGCAGGGCGCUAGGAAACAUUUGCUAUGAUAACCAUGAGGGCAGAAGUGCAGUUGACCAAGCAGGUGGUGCACAGAUUGUAAUUGACCAUUUAAGGUCGCUGUGCAGUGUAACAGAUCCCGCCAAUGAGAAGCUCUUGACUGUCUUUUGUGGCAUGCUGAUGAACUAUAGCAAUGAGAAUGAUUCCCUGCAAGCUCAGCUAAUCAAUAUGGGUGUUAUCCCAACCUUAGUGAAAUUACUGGGCAUCCACUGCCAUAAUGCAGCUCUUACGGAAAUGUGUCUUGUCGCAUUUGGGAAUUUAGCAGAACUUGAGUCGAGUAAAGAACAGUUUGCUAGUACAAACAUUGCUGAAGAGCUGGUAAAACUAUUCAAGAAACAAAUAGAACAUGAUAAAAGAGAAAUGAUUUUUGAAGUUCUAGCUCCACUGGCAGAAAAUGAUGCUAUUAAACUGCAGCUGGUUGAAGCGGGUUUGGUAGAGUGUCUGCUAGAGAUCGUUCAACAGAAGGUGGAUUGUGACAAAGAGGAUGGCAUUGCUGAGCUGAAGACUGCUUCAGAUCUUAUGGUUUUACUACUUCUCGGAGAUGAAUCCAUGCAGAAGCUUUUUGAAGGAGGAAAGGGCAGUGUGUUCCAAAGAGUGCUUUCUUGGAUCCCAUCGAAUAACCAUCAGCUACAGCUUGCUGGGGCAUUAGCAAUUGCGAAUUUUGCCAGGAAUGAUGGAAACUGUAUUCAUAUGGUAGACAAUGGAAUUGUAGAAAAGCUCAUGGAUUUGCUGGACAGACACGUAGAAGAUGGGAACGUGACCGUACAACAUGCAGCACUGAGUGCCCUCAGGAAUCUAGCCAUUCCAGUUGUAAAUAAAGCAAAGAUGUUAUCAGCUGGGGUUACAGAGACAGUAUUGAAAUUCCUUAAAUCUGAAAUGCCCCCAGUCCAGUUCAAACUCCUGGGAACACUAAGAAUGUUAAUAGAUGCACAAGCAGAAGCUGCUGAACAACUGGGAAAGAACGUUAAAUUGGUAGAGCGUUUGGUUGAGUGGUGCGAAGCCAAAGAUCAUGCUGGUGUGAUGGGGGAGUCAAACAGGCUGCUCUCUGCCCUCAUACGACACAGUAAAUCAAAAGAUGUAAUUAAAACCAUUGUACAGAGUGGUGGCAUCAAGCAUCUAGUUACCAUGGCAACUAGUGAACAUGUAAUAAUGCAGAAUGAAGCUCUUGUUGCUUUGGCACUAAUAGCAGCUUUGGAAUUGGGCUCUGCUGAGAAAGACCUCGAAAGUGCCAAGCUUGUACAGACGCUACACCGACUCCUGGCAGAUGAGAGAAGUGCCCCAGAGAUCAAGUAUAACUCCAUGGUCCUCCUCUGUGCUCUCACAGGGUCCGAAUCUCUAUACAAGGAAGUGCAGGAUUUGGCCUUUCUAGAUGUUGUCUCCAAACUUCGAAGUCAUGAGAACAAAAGCGUUGCCCAACAGGCCUCUCUCACAGAGCAGAGACUUACGGUGGAAAGCUGAGCCCUGCCGCUCCUGGCAUAAGGCAUCGCCCCGGCUGACCACCCACUGUUCUUCAUGCAGCUGCUUCCUCAGCUCCAUCCUCCGCUACAUCAUGUGUGCAUGCGUGUAAGGUUCCAGUACCAACUGAAGAACUCUGUAGGUACCUGCCUAAUAAGAUUUCUCUUCACCCAUAGUUAAUGUGAACACAACUGUCCAAACAAAUCUCCACCCAUAACUGUUAUCCUGUAUCCCUGACGCUUGAGCUACAGUAAGUAGAAUGUGCAUGUUGUAGCCCUGUGAUGAUGUAAACUUGGUACUACAUGCUGACUUGCUCUUCACCUGCAGUAAGCUACAUAACAAUGUACUGGUAAAUUAGAAACAAAGAAUGCAGCAGGAUCUGUCUAGCUUAUUUAAAGAUGAAACUGAACAGUAAAAGUAGCACCAUAUUUUUGGGUGCUUAGGAAGCACACUGAUCAAAAAGCUGUAUGACCGCUCACUCAUUAUUAGUCUCCUACUAAUAAUGUCAGGCCUGGAGGUGAAUAGAUCCAGU